AUGGAGACCUUCAACUUCGGCAAGUACAACGGGAAGACGUUCGAGGAGGUUUUCGAGAAGCACAAGUCCUACGUCACAUGGGUGAAGAAUCUAGAAAACCCCUCGGGGUCGCUAAUCCAGUUCAAGGAGUAUGUCCUGGAGCGGGAAAAAGGGGAACAGGGGCAGCUUGGCCAUCCAGGUCACUUGGGCAGAAAAUCCCCUGCGAAGUGGUCGCGCGGCCAGGGGUGGGAAGAUGCCACUUCGGAUGGACAGCAAGAAAGGGGAGGAGGGGACACCUACCGAAGUAGAAACUCGUUUGAUAGAAGUCCCAGUGCAGUGCUCAAAGGGAUUGAUACUCCCGGAGGAAGUUACAAGAAGGAGGGAUACUACGAAGGGCUUAAAUCGGUGAACAAAAUGAAUAGCAGAGAGUACAAGACGUACGAGCGGAACAUAAUGAAUGAAAUAAGCAACAGCUAUAAUAAGAGUGAAAAGGGAGAAAGAGUCGAAUUGGACAUCAUAGUGGCGUUUGAAAUUUUCAGUGAUGACACAUUUAAGAUUGUCCAAAAGGAUAACAACAGCAAUGGGGGUGGUAGAAAAUUUCCUAGCUUUAAAAACUUCGUCCCGAAAGAGCUCUUUAAAAUACUAUCCGAAUUUAAUCCGACAUUAAAGAAAACGAACAACUCUUCCUGCAUCACGUUUGAAGCAGAUAAGUACGAAUACGUCUUGUCCAAUUUGAAAGAGAAGUGUACCAUCUUGGGAGGCAUACAGAGCAUCCCCAAUUUCCUUCUAAAGUGUUUUAAGCAAUACAGCCAAUUUUCAGAUCCGCAAAAGGUUUCCGAAAUGACUGCAAAUAUUCUGACGAGUACCCUAUGUCCAUACACGAAAAAAAAUUAUGACAAAAUGGACAUGCUUAUGGGAGAGAAGCUAAGUGCAGAGUUAAAAAAUUUUCAAAGAGAAGGAGUUCAUUUUGGUUUAAAAAAAAAUGGGAGAGUAUUAAUAGGCGAUGAAAUGGGAUUAGGAAAAACGUUACAAGCGUUAGCUUUGAUGGCAUUUUAUCAGGAGGACUGGCCAUUCAUCGUUGUGUGUCCAUCGUCCAUCCGUUUUCAGUGGAAAGAUCAGGCACUACGAUGGUUAUCUCAUCUGUUGUCGGAAGAUGAAAUCUGUGUUGUGAAGAGUGGAAAAACAAACAUCCCGAGGAAAUGCAAAAUGAUCAUAAUUUCCUACGAAUUAAUAACAAAAAAUGAUAAGUAUCGGAAUGGGUACAAAUCCAUCGUGUGUGAUGAAUCCCACUAUUUGAAAAACUCCUUUUCAAAGAGGACGAAGGCGAUCACCCCCAUUAUUAGGAGUGCAAAGAGGUGUGUGCUCCUAUCCGGUACCCCAGCUUUGAACAAACCAUCCGAAUUGUACGAACAGGUGGCUAGCAUUAUUCCUAACCUUUUUAAUUACCAUGAGUUUUGUGAAAGAUAUUGCUUUAAGGACAAAAAUAUAUACACGAGGAAGAUCGAAUACGUUGGAUGCAAACACACAGAGGAGUUACACCUAUUUCUGACGAACACGAUUAUGAUAAGGAGAUUAAAAAAAGACGUUUUGAAGGAACUGCCAGAAAAGCUCAGAUCUAAAAUUCCAGUGGAAAUACCUCCAAAGGAGUUGAGCGAAAUUCUUACUUAUCACAGAAAAUUAGAGUCCAAAAAGAAUAUCGACAUUGCGGACGAUUUGAACGAUCUGCCACUGUCAAGCGGGGGUAAUAAUGAGUAUGGUUAUGGCCAAAGCGGCAUUAGUGGCAUUCCCAACAGGGAUGACGAAGACAAUGUCUCCAUUUCGCAACUAUUCAAAAUGACGGGCUAUGCAAAAGUGAAAGCCAUAAAGGAGUAUAUCACCUACCUUAUCGAUGCGGACAUCAAGUUUCUUCUCUUCUGUCACCACAAAUUAGUGAUGGAUGAAAUUGGCGAUUUUCUGACAGAGAAAAAAACCAUGUUUAUACGAGUAGAUGGAUUAACCCCCAUUGAAAAAAGAGAAGUGUACAUUAAGAGCUUCCAAAAUGAUGACCAUGUAAGAGUUGCAUUACUGUCAUUAACUGCCUGCGGGAUAGGGUUAAACCUAACUGCUGCUAAUACAGUCGUUUUUGGAGAGUUAUACUGGGUACCGGGACAAAUAAUACAAGCAGAAGAUCGAGCACACAGAAUUGGUACCACCCAUGAAGUUGUCAACAUCCAUUAUUUAAUUGCACAAAAUACCAUUGAUGAAAUUGUCUGGAAAAUUAUUAACAGAAAGUGGAACACGCUUACCACGGCCUUGAAUGGGAUGGAAGACUCACUAAAUGUCAAGGAGGUAAAUAAGUUCGACAAAUUUAUGACAGACCUAACCAACGAUGCGAAUAAGUCCUAUCCCAGCUCCUUGGUGACAACCCCUAAAGUUAGGAGGAGGUCAUCCGAACAUAACAAAUCAGUUGAAAGCGCCAGUAGUAACACCAAACGAGAUAGGGACAUACGCGAUUUCUUCAAGUCCAGUGUGAAGUCCGACGAAAAGUCCAAUUGUGGCAAAAAGAGGUCGUACGACACUCCAACGAAUGAUUGCUCUUCGGACAGCACCUCGCCACUUAUUGUCAGGAAGCGGUACAAAACGGAGUUGCGCUAG
Plasmodium inui San Antonio 1 is the source of this 2613-nucleotide messenger RNA. RefSeq lists its product as hypothetical. The record is from RefSeq and is a predicted model, not a curated record. Bases 1 to 2613 code for a protein of 870 amino acids. Lineage: Eukaryota; Apicomplexa; Aconoidasida; Haemosporida; Plasmodiidae. Gene Ontology annotation, biological process: replication fork processing; DNA repair. The transcript has a single exon. Gene Ontology annotation, cellular component: nuclear replication fork. Gene Ontology annotation, molecular function: ATP-dependent chromatin remodeler activity; ATP binding.